Molecule: messenger RNA, 1164 nt
Organism: Adineta ricciae
Lineage: Eukaryota; Metazoa; Rotifera; Eurotatoria; Adinetida; Adinetidae
Source: the annotation of a GenBank genome assembly
AUGUUACGCAAGGCCAUACUCACAUUCUUAUAUGUAACAGAACGGACGUUUUUAUUUCAUGCUCAAAGGAAAACGGCACAUAUUUCGCAAUUAAACUGUAACGACAUGGCUGAAUCGCAAGUUUUGAAGACAACUACAGUGGAUGAACACAGUGACGCUGAAGACGCUUCAUUUUCGAUAGGAUCUUCAAGACCUAGUCGUGCAAAUAUUGCUAAGGAUACUCUUGCAAAACUCAAAGCUGGUUGGUAUGAAUCACCUGAUGGCACCAAAAUCGCCCUUGAAGAUGAUGUCAAAUUCUCUAAUCAACAGAGUAUUUUAUAUACCGAAGACGAUCUCCAAAAUACAACACAACUGAACGCAAACUUAGACGAAACAAAUCCUACACGUCUAACUUUGGAUAGUUUUCAAACCAAAAUAGAAAGUCGACUUUGCUCAACAUUAGAAGCAGCCAGAUCGCUUGUUGCUGAGGUAGGCGAAGAUCAUGUGGGAGUGUUGAAUUUCGCUUCAGCUAAAAAUCCUGGUGGUGGCUUCCUCGGUGGUGCACAAGCACAAGAAGAGUCUAUUGCUCGCUCUUCGUCACUUUAUAUGGCUAUUACACAAGAUCAAUUCAUGGAUGGAUACUAUAGCUAUCAUCGACAUGGUGAACGAGGUGUCUACAGUCAUCGAAUGAUCUAUUCUCCACGAAUAACUAUUUUUCGAGACGACAAUGGAGAUCUAUUACCGCUACCGUAUCAUGUAGGCAUUAUUACUUGUCCUGCUCCUAAUGCAGGAGUAAUCAAUGAUCGAAUAGACAGUCGAAAUAUAAUGAGCGAACGUAUUAAGCGUGUACUAUACGUUUUUAAAGCGCAUAAACACGACACACUUCUAUUAGGGGCCUUCGGCUGUGGUGUAUUCAAGAAUAAUCCAUAUGACGUUGCUCUAAUCUUUCGAGAACAAUUGGAAUCGAACUUAUACAGAAACUCGUUCAGACGCAUUGUUUUCGCAAUUACAAAUCCUGCAAUGUAUCGAAUAUUCAAACAAGUUUUCGAUUCUCCCGAUCUACACGAGCUACAACAACAAAUGGCAUUAAUGACUUUCGAUCACAACAAGAAAAAACAUUCGUCAGAUAAAAAUCGAAAACAACAGAGAAAAGAACGACGUCAACAAAAGUAUCAGAAUGAUUAA